Messenger RNA from Brassica napus (rape), 981 nucleotides. RefSeq lists its product as uncharacterized. The coding region runs from base 1 to 981 and encodes 326 amino acids. The transcript has a single exon. Lineage: Eukaryota; Viridiplantae; Streptophyta; Magnoliopsida; Brassicales; Brassicaceae. The record is from RefSeq and is a predicted model, not a curated record.
AUGGAUAACAGACGACUGUCGGCAGCAGAGAAAGGUAAAGCUUUGGUAUCAGAACCCUAUCAAGCUCCACGAAAAGCUCGGGUUAGAGUUCCAGAACCAGCAAACGCUUACCUCUUACAGAAGCACUCCCUCACCCUCAUAGGGAGAGUGACAAACCCAUCUAUACAAAAGGUAUGGUCUCCCCUGCCGAUCUUUGCAGAAAGGUGGGCUACUGAAACCCGCUUUGUGGGUGCUGAUCUGGUACAAGGCAUGUUCCAGUUCCAGUUUGAGAAAGAAGAAGACCUUCUUACUAUCCUCGACAAACGUCCCUAUCAUUAUGCAAAAUGGAUGGUGAUUGUGGAGAGAUGGAACCCUACCAUGGCCCCUGACUUUCCAUCACUUAUCCCAUUCUGGAUUAAAGUACAAGGACUCCCUGUUCAUCUUUGGACGGAAGCAACCAUAAAAGCAAUUGGAGAAGACAUAGGAAUCUAUGAAGAAGCUGAGAUAACAUCACUCAACGUGCGCAUGCGGGUGCAAAUCAACGGGACACUCCCCCUCAGUACGAGCUCAGUUGUAGAGUUCCCAAGCGGGGAUGAAGUCACAGCAACAUUGGUUUAUGAACAGUUAGCAAAACUCUGCUCUUACUACUACCGACUGGACCAUGAAGCUCGAGACUGUCUAAAAACAAAAGCAGAGAAAAAAGAAAGGUUGCUACUUACGGAAGGAAACAAUGAGGAGACAGCUCUCUCAGCCAAGGAAGCCGAGCCUACUAUGAGUCGAGGGAGAACUACUACGGGCAAAGCACCGUCAACUCGCUACAGAGACACUUACCGACCAUCCCCUUACAGUCGGCCAAAUGAGAAUUACCACAGAGACCGCUACCAUACCAACAGCUACCGUACGGAGCCACGAAAAGAUAGAAACACAAACCUGAGAGUAGCGGAAAACAGAAGCUCUCAAUGGAGAAGAACCCAUGUCCACCACUCCUUUAAUAAGGAAUGA